AUGCCCGGGCCGCCGCGCCCCUGGACGCAGGUCCCGCCGCCGCCGCUGCCGCUGGUGCUGCUGGUGCUGGCGGCCUGCGGGGGCCGCACCGCGCCCGCUCCCCGCGCCGAGGACCUCAGCUUGGAGGUGGAGUGGCUGAGCAAGUUCGGGUACCUGCCCCCCGCGGACCCCGCCACCGGGCAGCUGCAGACGCAAGAGGAGCUGAGCAAGGCCGUGGCCGCCAUGCAGCGCUUCGCGGGCCUGGAGGCCACCGGGGUCCUGGACGUGGCCACCCGGGCGAGGAUGAGAACCCCGCGCUGCUCCCUGCCCGACCUCCCGGCCCCGGCUCGGAGGAGGCGCCAGGCUCCGGCCCCGACCAAGUGGAGCAAGAGGAACCUUUCGUGGAGGGUCCGCACGUUCCCGCGGGACUCGCCCCUGGGCCGCGACACGGUGCGGGCGCUCAUGCACUACGCCCUCAAGGUCUGGGGCGACAUCACGCCCCUGAACUUCCACGAGGUGGCGGGCAGCGCGGCCGACAUCCAGAUCGACUUCUCCACGGCCGACCACAACGACCGCUACCCCUUCGACGGCCCCGGCGGCACCGUGGCCCACGCCUUCCUCCCCGGCGACCACCACACCGCGGGGGACGCCCACUUCGACGACGACGAGGCCUGGACCUUCCGGUCCUCAGACGCCCACGGCAUGGACCUGUUCGCGGUGGCCGUGCACGAGUUUGGCCACGCCAUCGGGCUGAGCCACGUGGCGGCCACGCAGUCCAUCAUGCAGCCCUACUACCAGGGCCCGGUGGGCGACCCGCUGCACUACGGGCUCCCCUACGCGGACCGGGUGCGCGCCUGGCAGCUGUACGGCGUGCGGGAGUCCGUGUCCCCCACGGCACAGCUGGACACGGCCGAGCCUGAGGAGACCCCCCUCCUGCCGGAGCCCCCUGACCACCGUCCCAGCACCCCGCACGUGCCCGGGAAGGACGUGCCUCACAGGUGCAGCGCCCACUUCGACGCGGUGGCGCAGAUCCGCGGCGAGGCAUUCUUCUUCAAAGGCAGGUACUUCUGGCGGCUGAACCGGGACCGGCACCUGGUGUCGCUGCAGCCGGCGCAGAUGCACCGCUUCUGGCGGGGCCUCCCGCCGCACCUGGACGGCGUGGACGCCGUGUAUGAGCGCACCAUCGACCACAAGAUCGUCUUCUUCAGAGGAGACAGAUACUGGGUGUUCCAGGACACGCACGUGGAGGAAGGCUUCCCCCGGCCCGUCUCGGACUUCGGCCUCCCGCCGGGCGGCGUCGACGCUGCCUUCUCCUGGGCCCACAGUGACAAGACUUAUUUCUUUAAGGACCAGCUGUACUGGCGCUACAAUGAGCUCACUCGGCGCAUGGACCCCGGCCACCCGGCCCGCAGCCCCCCGUGGAGGGGCGUCCCCAGCACGCUGGACGAUGCCAUGCGCUGGUCCGACGGGGCCGCCUACUUCUUCCGCGGCAGGGAGUACUGGAAGGUGCCGGACAGCGAGCUGGCCGUGGCGCCCGGCUACCCGCAGUCCACGGCCCGGGACUGGCUGGUCUGCAGAGACCCACAGGCCGACCCCGAGGGCGGGGGCGCGGAGGGAGAGGCGGGGGCCCACGCCCCGCCCGGCCAGCACGACCGCAGCCACGCGGAGGACGGCUACCAGGUGUGCGCCUGCAGCUCCCUGGCCGCCCGCCCGCCCGGGCCCGCGGGCUCCCUGCUGGCCACCGCGCUGCUGCCCCCGCUGGGCCUCCUGCGGCGAGGGGCCCGGGCCCUGGCGCUCUGAGAGGCGCCGCCAGAGGACAGACAGACGGACGGUCACGGCCCAGGGCCACGGGGGCAGGGAUGAUGCUGCAGCCUCCAGCACCCGAAGCAGGAGCCCCGGGACCCGGCCUGGCAGCCCUGAGCAGAGCCCAGGUCAGCCUCCCGGACGGAGGGGCGGCCCCUGGCCGUCAGCACUGACGCGUGGACACAGGAGCUCCGGCCCCUGCUUUGCAGCCUCCGCCGCCAGCCCCACUGCCUGCUGGGAGGAGUCCGUCCAGGAGACGCCGUCACGGCCGGCCGCCGGGUGGGGACGGGGGACGGGAGAUGCCGUUCUUCCUGCCGCGGAGGCUCCACUGAUGGGCCGGCCAGGCCUCCCUCCGGCCUGAGAGCAGAGCCCACAGCUUCACCACCCCCAGCGCGUCCACACUGCCCCCUGGUCCCUGGUGCUUCUGUCCUUCUGUCCACCUGUCCCAGAGGGCAGCCCCCAAUGCUCAGACGAGCUCCCCCGUGCUGGGGCCCCCGCUGGACUCCCUGUGACGCCGACAGACAGACACGACCUCGCUGCUUCCUGGCCGCUCCGGCCCGGCGCCCUGAUGCCCUUCAGACGGGGCUGCAGCGGGGGCCGUCCUGGAGGCCUGGACCCGGGCCCCCUGCCCUCAGAUGGAGGGGCUUCCAGGAAGGUCUGCGUGGGGGUCACACCCUCCCCUCGGGGUCACGAGCUCCGUUCUGCCCAGCACUUCCUGGAUGACUCCGUGUCCCGGAGCGAUCACACCCAUUUCACAGAUGGGCCAGUGGAGGCCGGCCAGGAAACGGGCCUCCUGCCGGCAGCUCAGGCCGUCGGGUCUCAGGUGUGAUGAAGCCGGUGGAUGGAGGACUUGCCCGUGCGUGUGGGACGUGCAGAACGAGAUGCUGCCUCCUGUUGGUCUUGGGAGGCCCCUGGGCGUGGCUGCCAACCGUGCCAACCGCGCCUGCUGCCCACAGGGCAGGGAGCCCUUCACCCCGUUCCUGGGCCGGGAGGGGCCUCCUCACACCUGGAGCCAUCGGGAUUCUGUUAGGAAGAGGCCAGUCGCCGAGGAGCAAGAGGCUGCCAGGGGGGCUCAGGGGGAACGUGCGGGGGGCUGGUUCACGGCAGGAGCCCCCCCCACACACAGUGUGAAGUCAGCUGCUUUGGGGGCUCAGGGAAGGCCACCUGAGCAGGAACAGGGAGGGGGUGGUCUCACAGGAGGGGGGGCCCCC
Messenger RNA from Myotis myotis, 2993 nucleotides. RefSeq names its product matrix metallopeptidase 17 (gene MMP17). Gene Ontology annotation, cellular component: extracellular matrix. Bases 1 to 1779 code for a protein of 592 amino acids. Gene Ontology annotation, biological process: collagen catabolic process; extracellular matrix organization; proteolysis. Gene Ontology annotation, molecular function: zinc ion binding; metalloendopeptidase activity. The transcript is spliced from 10 exons. NCBI's taxonomy places the organism in Eukaryota, Metazoa, Chordata, Mammalia, Chiroptera, Vespertilionidae. The record is from RefSeq and is a predicted model, not a curated record.